AUGGACGAGUCGUCGCUGCUGGAUCUUCUGGAGUGCUCCGUGUGCCUGGAGCGUCUGGACACCACGGCCAAGGUGCUGCCGUGCCAGCACACCUUCUGCCGCCGCUGCCUGGAGAGCAUCGUCAGCUCCCGCCACGAGCUGCGCUGCCCCGAGUGCCGCAUCCUGGUGGGCUGCGGCGUGGACGAGCUGCCCGCCAACAUCCUCCUCGUCCGCCUCCUGGACGGUAUCCGGCAGAGGCCCCGCGCCGCCGGGGGCGCCAGCGGCAGCCCCAGCGCCGCGGCCCCCACGUACCCCCAGCCCGGGCAGGGUCUUGCACCCUCUCUAGGAGGCAGUGGGGCAGGGGCAGCUGGUGCUGGGCAAGGCACCAGCAUUUUCCUACAGGCAAAUGCUGGAAGUAAAAGGGGAUAUUUAAGACAGAGUGCCUCAAGUGCCAGAGCAGGCUGUGGGAGAUCUCCUUCAUUGCUUCCCUAUGGCAAAGCCCUUUACACAUAUGAGGGAAAAGAGCCUGGUGACCUCAGGUUUAACAAGGGGGACAUCAUCAUCCUGCGGCGCAAGGUGGACGAGAAUUGGUACCACGGGGAGCUCAAUGGGAACCAUGGCUUCUUCCCCGCCAGCUACAUCCAGUGCAUCAAGCCUCUCCCACAAGCUCCACCUCAGGGCAAAGCACUUUAUGACUUUGAAAUAAAGGAUAAAGAUCAAGACAAGGAUUGUCUGACCUUCACCAAGGAUGAAAUUUUGACAGUCAUCAGGAGGGUGGAUGACAACUGGGCAGAAGGAAUGCUGGGUGACAAGAUUGGCAUUUUCCCUAUCCUCUAUGUUGAGCUGAAUGAAUCUGCCAAGCAGCUCAUGGAGAUGGACAAGACAUGCUCGGCUGCCGCCUCGGGCUGUGACGUGCCGCUGGCGACGGAGACAGUGGCAGUGGCAGCGGCAGCGGCGGUGGGUCUGGCACCGUGCUCCACGCUGGCCGGCGCGGGGGCUGCCGGAGCGGCCCAGCGGCAGGUGGAAGGCAAGAAGAACGCCAAGAAACGCCACUCCUUCACGGCCCUCAGCAUGACGCACAAGUCCUCCCAGGCUGCCAGCAACCGGCACUCUAUGGAGAUCAGUGCCCCUGUCCUCAUCAGCUCCAGCGACCCACGGGCAGCUGCCAGGAUUGGGGACCUGACCCACCUCUCCUCCAGUGCCCCGGCCCAGGAUUCCUCUUUGAUUGGAACAGCUACAGUGGCUGGUCCCAGGACAAGUGCAAUAAUUGGAGAUCAGGGAACACCACCGAAAGUCCAGCUCCCCCUCAAUAUCUACCUAGCCCUGUAUGCCUACAAGCCUCAGAAGAACGACGAGCUGGAACUGCGCAAAGGGGAGAUGUACCGGGUCAUUGAGAAGUGCCAAGACGGCUGGUUCAAGGGCACAUCUCUGAGGAGUGGCAUGUCCGGUGUCUUCCCAGGCAACUACGUGACACCUGUUUCAAGGGUGCCAGUGGGAGCUGGGCAGCCCAGGAACAGCGGAGCUGGAGGAGUUCCAACAACAAAAGUAGCCCCAGGAGCCAUCCACCCCAUUGUGGCUGGUCACAGCAAUGCCACCACGGCUGUCAGACCAGUUGUUCCCAUCACUGCUCCCCAGACACAUCCCCAGCUGCAGGCGGCCUCUCCGCAGCUAAAUAACUGCCUGAGGUACUCGGCUCAGCAGCAAGCCAGCCAGCCCCGCAGCGCCAUGCAGACCGCAGCGCACCCGGCAGUGCCGGCCCCGGAGCGACCCACGGCCACGGUCUCGCCUCUGCGGACGCCCAGCUCGCCCUCCCGCCUGCCCGCCGCGGCCAUUCGGCCUCACCCCGCCGUGUCCCCGCAGCACGGCCACCAGCCGCCCGCCCCAGGGGCCCGGCCCCUCAUCCCGCUCACCUCCGCCGCCGCCGCCAUCACCCCGCCCAACGUCAGCGCCGCGCACCUCAACGGGGACGUGGGCGGCGGGCCCCUGGGCGGCCCCGCCGCGCCCGGGCCUGCCGGCAAAGCCGAGGAGAGGAAAAAUGAGAAGAAGGAGAAGAAGAGUGGGCUGUUGAAACUUCUAGCAGGAGCAUCAACAAAAAAGAAGUCACGCUCCCCACCAUCUGUGUCCCCCACGCAUGACCCCCAGACUGCCAUUGAAGGAGUUCUGCAAGGGGCAGUGGGGCCUGAGCUGUCCUCCCUCUCCAGUCACGGCAGAGCCGGCUCAUGCCCUAUUGAGAGUGAAAUGCAAGGAGCCAUGGGGCUGGAGCCUCUGCACAGGAAAACAGGCUCCUUGGAUUUGAAUUUUUCCAUCCCUUCACCUGUCAGACCACCCCUCUCUUCCAUGGCAGCUAUUCGGCCAGAGCCCAAGCCUUUGCCCCGGGAAAGGUACCGCGUUGUGGUCCCAUACCCACCGCAGAGCGAGGCAGAGAUCGAACUGAAGGAAGGUGACAUUGUGUUUGUGCACAAGAAACGGGAGGACGGCUGGUACAAAGGGACAUUGCAGAGGAACGGCAGGACGGGCCUCUUCCCCGGGAGCUUUGUCGAGAGCUUCUGAGGACGAAUCGCCGCUCUCUCAACUGAGGAGCUUUCAGGGGAAUCUGCAUAGCACAAGAAGAGACAGCAAAGAGAAACUGGACUGAUAACCACUGCCAUUUUUAUUUCCAAAGACUUCCCCCAGGCCCUUCAGUCUGCAGCUCUGGAGACACAGUGCCCCGCUGUGCUCCCGAGACCGUGUGCAGUGCAUACAGUGGUAUGUUGAAGUAGUGCCUUCCACCUGGAAUCACAGACUGAAUGGACGCCCAUCUGGACUGUAGUAACCUAAACUCUGGCUGUUAACCUUUUGUGUAAAUUAUAGAGAAGAUAUCUUUAAAAAAAAUUAAGAGGAAAGCUGUUAUAUUGCUGUAACUUAUUUGUCAGAGCUGCAGUGUUCUUAUUACUGGCCUAUGCAAGAUGGAUUUGAGUUCAAGAAGGUGUGCUAGGAAGCUCUUAAAGAGGGAUUUUGUUUUUACCAAGGGAAGAAGAGGGGAGGGUGGAGAAAACCCCAGCUAAAGAUCAGUGCAUCAUUGUGCAAGUAAGAAUGAGGAGUCAAAAAUGUUAAUGUCAUGCAUUCUAUAUACCUCAAAGAUAUGCUGCGCAGGUUUGUCAGUGCGUGUCGGUGUUAAGUGCUCAGAGUGCUACACCACCCCUUGUCCUGGCACUGCUGCCAGGGAGGUCCUGGAGGAAGUACAGCUCCACCAUUAAACCGUGGUUAUUUGAGCAGAAUCCCUUUUGCCUGUCUUCUGCCCGUAUUAUAUGCAGCAUGGAUUUUUGUCCUUCGGUAUCACUUACCAUUGCUUUUUUGUACAACGUACCUUUUUACUGUAAGAAUUGCUCUACUUUAUAUAUAUUCCUACUAGAUCAGACAUUUCCUCUUUUUCAUACAUCUGGUGCUAUUUUUUUUAAUUGUUAAAAGAUUUGGUUAAACAGAGAGGCUGCAACAAGAUUUGCAUUCAACAUAUGAAAUUAGAAACGUACCUGAAGAUUGAGAUCAGACUGCUUGUUCUUGCAUCAUAGAGGAAAAGAGAAAAAGCUGCAUGGUCACCGAUAAAUGUACCGGGGGGAGCUGCCUGUGCAACAUACACAUGCUUGCUCUCUCCUACAUAUUUAGAGUGGCUGAAGACCCAUG
This is a messenger RNA of Pseudopodoces humilis (Tibetan ground-tit), 3639 nucleotides long. The record is from RefSeq and is a predicted model, not a curated record. NCBI's taxonomy places the organism in Eukaryota, Metazoa, Chordata, Aves, Passeriformes, Paridae.